UAUUACAAGUAUAGAAUGCGAUCAGUAUUCAAUGAUCACUCGGUCACCAGUGUGCUCAUUAAGUUAGGUCUAAAUUUGCUAAUGUUUUAUGUUAAUGCCCUCUUGCGUUAGGGAUUGCUUUGGAUAAUCUUUAGUGUGUAAUCAGAAUUUACUAGAACUUAAUUUAUAAAAUAAAAUAUUUAAACGUUAAAGGAUCAAGAAGAUGAAAUGAAAAUUCUAAAAGAACAAAUUAAUAAUCAAAAUAAAGAAGUGUACGUAAUUGAGAAGAAUAUAUCUUACUUGGAACAUAAAAAAGAAGUGAAAGAUAAAUGGAACGAAAUGAAACAAUCUGUUAUGUCGAAAAAAUCCAAAGAAAUUGCAUCAUUGAAAAAAGUAUGCUUUGAGUUUCAAAACAGCAUAGAAGAUUUGAGAAAACAGAAUAUAAAUUUAGACAAAGAAAUAAAAAAAGCCAAAGUAGGAAAAGAAAACGAAACGAGCUAUUUAAAAAUUAGUCAAAAUAAAGAAGAAGCGCUUCAAAACAGUUUAAAACGAGAAAGAUUACAAAAGGAUACUUUUCAAAAACAAUUGAAGAAAUCAGAAAUAAAUACAAUCGCGUUCAAUAGAGAAUAUAUGAUACUGUUAAAUGCGUUACAAAAUGCCAAAAAUGAAGCGGCAAGUAUAUCAAAUAAAUUGAAAAAUAGUAAAAAUGUCAAAGAAUUGAAAAGACAUCAUUUUAUGAAGUUACAAGAACAACAGAUUAAAGUUUCUCAAUCCCGGGAUGCAAUUAUGGCAAAUUCUCAAGACAAUCGAGUGACAAUGCAUCAUUUACAAGAUAAGAUACAGUCAGCGAUAAAGAAAAGAAACUCGUUGAAGAAUCAGCUGGCCAUUUACACGAACGAAAAAAAUAGAAGAAGAUUGUUAUACGACAAACAACGCAAUGAAAUGAGCAAAAAAACGAAAGAAUUAGAGAUGAGAACUAAACAAAAAGAAGAAUUAAACAAGAAAUUUGAAUUAUUGUUACAUGACAUAAAUGAUCUUCAAAGAAAAGUCAGAGAUAAAGAUAAAGAAAUAUCUUUAGUGAAGAAGAGUCUUACCCAGGAAAGUGAAACAACGGAAAAACUGAUAACUAAAUUAUCACGCUUGGAAAACUUACUGCUAAAGUUAAAAGACCAAGAGAGUGAAGAAUGUAAAGUUUUAGAAUAUACCAAAAGAGAAAUAUAUAAAGCCAAGGAAGAUGUUACUUGGUUAAGAUUAGAACUGGAACAGGCUUCUUCUGGAGUCGAAGUUUUACAUGUAAAUAAAGAAUCCGAGAAAGAACUCAUAAGGCACUUAAAAGAUGAUUAUAUCACGAUGGAAGAGGGACGAUCAUGUUUGGAUUCAUUAGAAGAUAAUAUUAUUAAUCCUAAAAAUACAGAUCAAUGGAAGAUAAUUCGGGAAAUAAAUGAACGUAAACAUGAAUUGGAAGAAGUAAAUAAACGUCUUUUAGAAUAUACACACCAGAUACAAAUGAAAAAAAUGGCGCAAAAUUUUAAAAUGUUUGAAAAUGAAAUAAUUCAAGACGAAGUUUACCUUUUGCUAACGGGAAGAGAGAAAAACCUGGAUAUAUUUAGAAAUUUUAAUGAAACCUAUCGUUUAAUUACAAUGAAAACAAAUCAAUUAAAUGGGUUAUUGACCGAAAAGAAUAUGAUCUACACUUUAUUGCACAACGAAAUCAAAGUUAAAGCUGAAUUAUUAAAUAAAAUAGAAGUUUUAAAAAAUGAAUAUUUUAACAGUAAAAGUAAAGUAAAAUUUUGAAGCGAUUGUUGUAACGUUAUUUGAAUUUAUA
This is a messenger RNA of Centruroides sculpturatus (bark scorpion), 1804 nucleotides long. Its product is annotated as GRIP and coiled-coil domain-containing protein PFC0235w-like. The record is from RefSeq and is a predicted model, not a curated record. The transcript is spliced from 7 exons. The coding region runs from base 208 to 1773 and encodes 521 amino acids. Lineage: Eukaryota; Metazoa; Arthropoda; Arachnida; Scorpiones; Buthidae.